Messenger RNA from Orbilia oligospora ATCC 24927, 2871 nucleotides. RefSeq lists its product as uncharacterized. Gene Ontology annotation, molecular function: protein binding. Gene Ontology annotation, biological process: protein folding in endoplasmic reticulum. The transcript is spliced from 3 exons. Gene Ontology annotation, cellular component: EMC complex. Lineage: Eukaryota; Fungi; Ascomycota; Orbiliomycetes; Orbiliales; Orbiliaceae. The record is from RefSeq and is a predicted model, not a curated record. The coding region runs from base 1 to 2871 and encodes 956 amino acids.
AUGUGGCUGCGGCACAAUCCGCUCCACUACUUCCUGCUCGCAGGGUCCUUGUUAAGUUCGUCGUGUCAAGCAGUAUUCAGCGACGAGGCCUUCCAUACAGACUUCCAAGUCCAACUCUUUGGCACGGCAUUAGACCCAUCGAGUACCUUCUUUCAUCAAGCUGCAGCUGGCAAAACCGGCUCAUUAUUAUAUACGCUAUCGAAUCGAUUGGUCAUCGGCGCGAUCAACCCCAAAGAUGGAGCCCAAGUCUGGAGACAACGUCUUGGGGAAGGAACCGUGUCUGAGUCUGAAGAAUUGAGUAAAUCAGCUUGGUUAAGGAAAUCCAAAGACGGCAGGAUAGUGUCGGUUUUUGAUAAGGCGAUAGCACUUUGGGAUGCAGCAACUGGACGAGCUGUUUGGGAAUACUCUGCAAGUGUCACGGUUGCGGAUGUAAUUACGCUUGAGGCAGAGAACCUCCUUGUGGUCGCCUUGAAGGGAGGUGAAGUCAAAGCUAUCAAAUUGGCGUCCGGAGAAAUUGCCUGGGAGACUCUUGUCGGAGAAGGUCGCGAUGUUGCCUCGAAUUUCAACCUUGUCGGCGACCGACUGUUCCUCACAUUGAGUGAACCUGCGGCCACGGCACUGAAGACUGUAGUUAUAUCGCCGGCAACUGGUGCCCAGCUUGAGACCUUUAUUGAUGGUGUCUUCGGUCAAUCCGAUAACCAUGUUUCAACCCCCCAGAUGCUGCCAAUUACAGCCUUCAGAGACUCAGAUCAACUGAAGUUAAAUACUUUGGGGACAAAGCAAACCAAAUCCCUUGGAGUAGACAGUACUGUUCACGAUUAUAGACUGCACUCUGUUACCCAGGAUACCCUUUUCAUCGAGUACUGGGCAAAGUCACCAGAUUCGGCCACCUCUUGGGCGGACUUUUACACUAUUAAGGACGGGGUUGUUACAAAAAAGACCAGUCUUCCUUACGAAAACGCUAUCAGUGUGUUUUCCUUAUCAGAUAGCGGCUCUGGUAUCUUUGCUACCAGAGUUAACCGCGCUGAAAUCCGCAUCUAUGAUGCCGAGUCUGAAAACCAAGUAAAAGCAUUUGAGCUACCCAAGUUGUUACCAGCCGAGCCACUCCACGUCGUGGCCGAGGUCGUCAAACGCAAGGACGGUGCAAUCGCCGUGCGAGCUGCUGUCACCCUCGCAGAUGGUAACAUGGUUCUAGUCCGAAAUGACCAGAUCGUUUGGACCCGACAAGAGGCUUUGGCUUCUGCUGUUGCCGCUGAAUUCGUGGAUGUUCAUGAGGUUGAGGAUACACUUGAGAAGACAUUACAUGCCGAAGAAACUAGCAACCUUGUCACAGCAUAUAUCAAGCGUGUCACACGACACAUUGAGGAACUCAAAUACCUUCCUGGUUGGAUUGCUGGGUUUCAAGAGAGUAUCUUAGGAAUAUUCGGACCCGCUACCCCGACUGACACCGCCAUUACAAAAGAUCCUUUCGGUUACCGAAAGUUCGUAGUUCUUGUUACUCGUUUUGGUUGGGUGACUGCCAUUGAUACCGCCAAUCGGGGCGAGGUCGUCUGGACCAUUAACCUUGGUAAAACUGAGAUCUUGGAAAAGGAUAUCAAGGGUAUCUUUCACUUCGGUAAGGGGGUCGUUCUGGUUGUCCUUACCUCCGGGGACAUCUAUAAAAUAGAUGCUAUCACCGGAAAGGGUCUCAAGAGGACAGCUAUCCAAAUCCUUCCUUCAGCUAGUGUGAUGACAGUCGAGUCCCCCACAUCUGACGACCGAUGGAUCAUUGCUAUUCCCGCUAGAGAGAGUGUGAAAGGCUGGUUCUGGCCCGACGAAAAGGAAGAGGAGCUCACUAAGGCCCUUUCGAAGGCCACACUCUCGCGAAAAUGCGAGGGUUCCACUGGCAUCUGUGGGUACACUGCUAAGCCGAUCAUUGGCGGCCGUCUCAUCCUCACCCCAACCUGGUCCUUCCGCCUCCCCCAAAAUCAAAAGGUAGUUUCCAUCAGCACCCGCCCUGCCCACGACCCAAUCGCCUCAAUCGGAAAGGUCCUCGGCGACCGGUCUGUGAUGUACAAAUACGUAAACCCGCAUUUGGCCCUCUUAAUCGCUUCUGCCCCGUCUUCAUCCUCAAUAUACCUUUACCUCCUCGACACCGUUUCCGGUGCGAUUUUACACACAUCAAUCCAGACUGAUGCAGACACAACCCGUCCUAUCGUCGCAACCAUCGCCGAGAACUGGUACGUAUACUCUUACUACUCCAAUUCCGACGCACGGGGCACCCAACUUGUCGUCACCGACUUCUAUGCCUCGGCUACCAAGAACGACCCAGCCCGCCUUUUACAACAAAACAUUUCAUCAUACGACCAGCCACGGUCUACGUCGCCAUAUGGAAUCUCACAGGCCUUCGUUUUCCCACAUCCAAUCACCUCUCUUGCAACGACUACCACCAGACAGGGAAUCACCACCCGUGCCGUCCUUCUUUCUGUCCCGAAACUUGGCUCUUUACUCGCGAUUAACAAGCGAACACUUGAGCCCCGCCGCCCCGUUGGUCGAGAGCCAACAGCGGAAGAGAAAGAAGAAGGAUUGUUCAAAUACGAGCCUUACUUGGGCGUUGACCAUGGUCGUGCUUCACUAUCACACAUCAGGGAUCUCGUUGGUGUCGAAAAAAUCAUCACUACUCCUAGCUUAUUAGAGAGUACCAGCAUUGUUGUUGGAUGGGGGAUUGAUAUUUUCGGGACGCGAACGAAUCCUAGUGAGGCGUUUGAUGUACUCGGGAGAGGCUUUAACAAGUUAGCGUUGAUUGGUAGUGUUCUUGCCGUUGGAGUUGGAACACUGUUCUUGAGGCCUAUGGUUCGAAAGAAGCAGAUCGGACAGAGAUGGGCGCAGUAG